CACACACAACCGCGUACACACGCUCCUCAGGUUCACACGCGCGCACGUACACACGCUUUCCUCAGCUUCACACAGGCACACACACUCCUCCGCUUCUCUCUCACACACAGCUUCACACACACUUCUCAGCUUCUCGGGAACUCCAAACGCCCUUUGGUUUAGUCCCAAAUGCACCUGCGUGGAACCAACCCACCCUCUGAGGAAUCUGGGUAGCUCGCCACAGAGAGACCAAGUUUCCACACUGGGAACCUGGACUCUCAGGGUAGAGACCCUCCCAUGCCCCCUGAGGCCCCAAACACCCUCAGUGCUGACUACCUGCCACUCCUUCCAAGAUCUUAAAUUUGGUCCUCCAGCACGACUCUUAAGACCUUCAAAUGACAAACCUCAAAUCUUCUUGACAUAAGCAUGCCAAAUCUCCUCAGGGUGAAAGUCCCCAAACCUUGUCUUGAAGACCCCCAAAUGCUCACAUCCUGAGAGACUCCUACAAAUCCCAAUUCCCACAACCUGACGAACCCCAGUCCUUAACCUGCGGUACCCUAAAUUAAAAAUCUCAGCCAGAGGGUCCUCAAAUCUUCAUUGGAGGGACUUCAGUCCCUUGUCUCCAGGAUCCCUGAAUCCACUGACAUGAAAACAUCCCUCCAAGACCCAGCAUGGUCAGUCAGAGGCCCAAGUGCUCUGCCCUCACUCCUUGGUCCAGAUGAAGAGCAAGUGGCAGGAGCCGGGCUAGAACCCCAUUCGGUGGCAGUGGAGGGGAAUCCUCCACUUGCUAACGCUGGCCCUAACCUAGGUUUAGGGCUCAGUCGAGAAUCACUGCACCUUUACUAGCGUACUAGACCACAGAGGCUGAAAAAACAACCAGCCAACCAAAACAACAACCAGAUUCCCAGCCUCCAGCUCCUUCCCCUGUGCUGGUGGGCCUCCUGCUCACUUAUGAGCUUUCGUUACUUCUCCAUCCAUAGGACCAUAGGAUCCUGGACCUCCCCCAGGGAAAUGUCCUGCACCAGGAAUACCAACAAGCAAGAAGGGAAUAGUCCCGCGGGAGAUGCAGAGAGGCUCGAGUGGAAGCCCAAGGUCAAAGAUGAGUUCAAAGAUAUUUCCAUAUACUUCUCCAAAGAAGAAUGGGCAGAGAUGGGAGAGUGGGAGAAAAUUCGCUAUAGGAAUGUGAAAAGGAACUAUAAAAUGCUGAUUUCUAUAGGUCUCAAAGCACCCAGACCAGCUUUCAUGUGUUACCAAAGGCAAGCAUUCAAGCCCCAGAUGGAUGACAGUGAGGAUUCUGAUGAAGAAUGGACGCCUAAGCAGCAAGGUAGUCCUCCUUGGGUGCCUUUCCGAGUGAAGCACACUAAAAAACAGAAGGAAACACAGAGAAUACCAUUAAAUAAAGAAUCUAAUGUGAAGGAGGUGUCUGGAUCUGAAAAUUUGCUGAGUACAAGUGGCUCAGAACAUGUCCAGAAAACAGUUUUCUCUCCUGGAGAAGGAAAUGCUUCUGGACAGCACACUGGACAAAAACCAAAACUAAGGAGAAAGAAUGUUGAAGUGAAGAUGUACAGUCUUCGAGAGAGAAAAGACCUCGCAUAUGAAGAGGUCAAUGAGCCACAGGAUGAUGACUACCUCUAUUGUGAGAAGUGCCAGAAUUUCUUCAUCAACAGUUGUCCCAGCCAUGGGCCUCCUAUAUUUGUAAAAGACAGCAUGGUGGACAGGGGGCAUCCCAACUGCUCUGUCCUCAGUCUGCCCCCUGGUCUGAGAAUUGGUCCAUCAGGCAUCCCUGAGGCUGGACUUGGAGUAUGGAAUGAAGCAUCAGACCUGCCUGUGGGUCUGCACUUUGGUCCCUAUAAAGGCCAGAUCACAGAUGAUGAAGAGGCAGCCAACAGUGGCUACUCCUGGCUGAUCACCAAGGGGAGAAACUGCUACGAGUAUGUGGAUGGGCAGGAGGAGUCCCAAGCCAACUGGAUGAGGUAUGUGAACUGCGCCCGGGAUGAUGAGGAGCAGAACCUGGUGGCCUUUCAGUAUCACAGACAGAUCUUCUAUCGAACCUGCCGGGUCAUCAAUCCCGGUUGUGAGCUUCUGGUCUGGUAUGGGGAUGAGUAUGGCCAGGAACUGGGCAUUCAGUGGGGAAGGAAGAACAAGAAAGGAUUCGCCACAGGACGAGAAUUAAGGACAGAGAUUCAUCCUUGUCUUUUGUGCUCUUUGGCCUUCUCAAGUCCGAAAUUCCUCAGUCAACAUGUGCAAUGGAAUCAUCGUACUCAAAUCUUCCCAGGAGCAUCUUCAACAAUAAACUCCAAACCAGGAGAUCCCCAUCCAGAUCAGCUUCAGGAACAGCAACAUUUCAAUUCACACAACAAAAAUGACAAGGCCAGAAGUCUAGAGGUCAAAGGAAAGUCCAAACCCAUGCAUAAAUGGACAAGACAAAUUUCAACAGCCUUUCCCAGCACACUCAAAGGACACAUGAGAUCUGAGGAAAAUAAGAAAACUAUGGAAGUGCUCAGAACCGGCCAGAAAACAAAUACAGAGGACACAAUCAAAUCGUUUAUUGGGUCAGAAAUCUCAAGAAUAGAAAGAAAAUGUGGGCAAUAUUUCAGUGACAAGUCAAAUGUCAAUGAGCACCAGAGGACACACACAGGGGAGAAGCCCUAUGUUUGCAGGGAGUGUGGGCGGGGCUUUACACAGAAGUCACACCUCAUCAGGCACCAGAGGACACACACAGGGGAGAAGCCCUAUGUUUGCAGGGAGUGUGGGCGGGGCUUUACACAGAAGUCAAACCUAAUCAGGCACCAGAGGACACACACAGGGGAAAGGCCCUGUGUGUGUCUUUUCAAGAAGGAUAAGAAAGCCAGUGUCAAUAAAACCACACCUCAACAAUCACAGAAAGACAAAUGUAGCCUCUAAAUAUCUUCCCAUUUAUUUUACUAAAACUUCUGACAAGUCCACUGAUUUUCUAAAUUCGAGUAUAAAAUCAUCAGAAAAUCCCCA
Cricetulus griseus (Chinese hamster) is the source of this 2967-nucleotide messenger RNA. The record is from RefSeq and is a predicted model, not a curated record. NCBI's taxonomy places the organism in Eukaryota, Metazoa, Chordata, Mammalia, Rodentia, Cricetidae.